GCCAUGAGUUGCAAUGUUGUUUGUCGUGAAAAGAGUUGAGUAGGACGACGAGUGACGUAUCUUAAUUGUGAUGGUGGGAGUGAUGUUUUAGUAAAGAAUUUGUCAUUUACAAAAUUUUGAUAUUUAUUUGUGAAACGAUUAGAUUUUAUUGAUAUUUUCGAUAAUAACAUACGAAAUGAGUUUCUUUUCAAAUUUGUUCGGUGGGAAAAAGGCUGAUCAAGCUCCAUCAACGGGCGAAGCCAUACAAAAAUUACGGGACACAGAAGAAAUGUUAAUAAAGAAACAAGAUUUUCUGGAACAGAAGAUCACACAGGAAAUUACACUGGCUAAGAAACAUGGAACCAAAAAUAAGAGGGCGGCCAUCCAGGCGCUGAAGCGGAAGAAGCGCUACGAGCGGCAGCUGCAGCAGAUCGACGGCACACUGUCCACCAUCGAGAUGCAGCGCGAGGCGCUGGAGGGGGCCAACACCAACACGGCCGUCCUCACCACCAUGAAGAACGCCGCGGACGCCCUCAAGGCCGCACACAAGAACAUGGACAUCGACAACGUCCACGACAUGAUGGAUGACAUUGCGGAACAACAAGACGUUGCCAGGGAAAUCUCAGACGCCAUCUCGAACCCGGUGGCUUUCGGACAGGAUGUGGACGAGGACGAGCUGGAGGCAGAGCUGGAAGCCCUGGAGCAGGAGGAACUGGACAAGGAGCUGCUCGGGGUUGGCACCCCUGCCGUGGACGACCUGCCCGCCCCCCCCUCGGCCGCCCUCGCCAAGCCCCGCCCCGCCAAGUCAAAAGCCCAAGUUGAGGAGGAAGACGACGACAUGAAGGAGUUGGCUCAGUGGGCUUCCUAAGUGCGACACGCUCCUACCGGCUUGCGGCAGGCUCGAUCGGGACGGCUCAGGCGUUGUAAAUACCCUGCUGGCAUGAAACUGCUUUUUUUUUAGGGAAGAAGCAUCUAUGGAGCGCUGUUAUAAAUAUGCAUAUAUAUUGUAAUUGAAAUAAUACUGAAUUCGAGGGUAUUAUUGAUGUAAUGUCUAAGAAUAGCCAAUAUUUUAAUUUUAACAUUUGUAAAUGAAGUUUUGUUGAUGUUUAUUUUACGUGUAGUUUCUAUGGAAUUUAAAUUUAUAUCAUAUUUUGUGUGGUGAUAUAUUUUUGUGAUCUGAUCCCAUACCAGCUAAUACAACUCAUUCUGUGGAUUGUUAUUUGUAAUUCUGAUGUUUCUAAAGAUGUGUUAAAAAACUUUAGUACAGUAUCACUCUGUGGACUGAUAAUUGUGUAUCAGGGAGUGCUGUCACUGUAGAACUAUGGGCUUCAGAACUUAGAAGUUCUGUUUCUUGUUGAUAUUGAUGAACAAUGAACAAUGAGUAGAGUUGGGGUUAGGCCUGUGUGAAGCUUAAACUAAGCGAAUCACUCAAAGCUCUUUUUAAUAUUUGGUUUGACUUAGCCAGGAAAUUUGAUAUUUGUUUUAUUUUAAGCUUCGGUUCUGAUGCAAAGCUUUGCGUCUGUUGCAAAGCUUUAAAAUGUUGGAAGCUUAAGAUUUGAAGGCACUCCAUUUGCUUUUAUGAAUGGUUAUUAUAUCAUUUUUUUGAAUGAUAUAUGUAGGGCCUACCUGGUUGAUCACUUAAUUAGUUCAAACAUCAAACGAUUAUUUUUUAACUGUAAUCCGUAUUUCGUAAAAUAAGUCUAAUACAGUUUCACCAAGAACAAUAUUCGUAAUUCGAUUCUACUACGCAAAUAUUUUAAACAUUCAUUAUGAUAUUUGCUUCACGUCAAAAAAUUAGUAAUCACACAGGUCUAGUUCAGGUUGUGAUCUAUUGUAGCUGACCUGAAACACACUAUUUUAUUUCCUGUAGGUAUCAAUCCUUUGUCUCUAAUGGCCUCUUAACCAUUUCAAUCACUUUCCUUCCUUCAUUGUUUUUUUUUAUUUUUGCCUCUUUUUUGAUUGUCUUACUGUCCACAGGAUGAGUUGCUUCUCAGUGUAUCUGAAGUCAUAAUCAACAACACUUGAAUUGAUGUAAGAGUAGACUCAUGCUUUUUGUAUUUGUUCGCGUCGUUAAUUAAUUUUGUUUACCCACAUCUGAGCAGCUGUCGAUUUUUUGUCGCCCGGCUGCUGAUAUUGUAUGUGGCAGUUACAUGUUGCUGUCCAUCAACGUUGAUGAAGAUGCUUAAUAUUAAAUAGCGUAGUUUCUUUUUUGAGUGCCUUUCUGAAAAGAAAAAGAAAUAACUUGUAGUUUAUCGGUAAUGCUUGUUUCUCUUGGGUUGAUGUUAACAUCAUCAUAGUGUAACGACACACUAGUGUAUCCACGACGCUGACAGUUCUUGCUGGUGUAACUGUUAUAAUAGCACAAUAAAGUUUUGCAGUUGUCCUUUU
This is a messenger RNA of Bacillus rossius redtenbacheri, 2367 nucleotides long. It is a transcript of the gene shrb, whose product is annotated as charged multivesicular body protein 4b. The transcript has 5 exons. Gene Ontology annotation, cellular component: ESCRT III complex; multivesicular body; cytoplasmic side of plasma membrane. The coding region runs from base 176 to 847 and encodes 223 amino acids. Lineage: Eukaryota; Metazoa; Arthropoda; Insecta; Phasmatodea; Bacillidae. Gene Ontology annotation, biological process: late endosome to vacuole transport via multivesicular body sorting pathway; vesicle budding from membrane. The record is from RefSeq and is a predicted model, not a curated record.